GUGCCUGGUUAUUUCUGUACACGAAGUAACAGGGAUAUGAACCAAGCAUAUUAUACCAACUAACCUUGUUAGCGUAAACUUGGUCGGACAAAUGGAGCAAAAAGACGUGUAUUACAACAAAGCAGAAUAUAUAGAAACUGUAAGUGUAGCAGAUCGUUGAUUUGAAACCCUACAUGAUUCAAUUUAGGCGUGUGCUUGAACCAUCUGGAGGCAUUCUCCAUUCUUCACGAGGAGUUAAACUUGUUUAUUUGUUACUCAGGCAUCAGGAAAUAAAGUAAGCCGUCAGUCAGUUCUCUGUGGGAGUCAAAAUAUUGUUUUAAACGGAAAGGUAGGUCUUAAGAAAUCGGAGUGGUUAUUCACUGUCAUCAAAUAUCAUUGAAAGUUGUUUACUGAUCAACAAUAUUAAUCCCUCUUUCAGACAAUCAUUCAAUCGGAUUGUAUUUUACGUGGAGAUCUUGCAAAUGUCAGAAUCGGAAGACAGUGCGUGAUCAGUAAAAGAAGUGUAAUUAGGCCGCCAUUUAAGAAAUUCAGCAAAGGGUUUGUGUUGUUUUUUGUUAUUAACCCUCUUUGCCCAAACAUCAGUAUGCAUAUUCUCUUUACUGUUCUUUAUACAUUUGCUAAAGUACUGACAAGGAGAACUUGUUUAACAAUCAAGAGCUUCUUUGGUAGGUGAUCACUUCCUUUAUUCUCCUGACCUUAAUAUGUGAUUCAGGGGUGAUUCUGUAAGGAGAAAUUAGAUGCUGGUCAUUUGAAGAGGUCAAAGGGUUAACAUUUCUUAACAUUUCUGCCUUAUUAAUUAUUAGUUAUUAUUAAGUAAUUACUAGGGAAGAUGGCAUUUUUUUUACAACUUAAUGGCUUGUUUUUCAAGUGCUAGAACUAUACUGUUAUAUCUUAAGAAUACUUAACUGAUUGUGCUUCUCUUCUGAUUUGUAUUUAGAGUUGCAUUCUUUCCCCUCCAUAUUGGAGACCAUGUUAUUAUUGAAGAGGAUUGUGUCAUCAAUGCUGCUCAAGUUGGUUCUUAUGUCCACAUAGGAAAAAACUGUGUAAUUGUAAGUAUACGUUAUAAACAGUAGAUUACUAAAUUAAUACUAACUAAACUUUCUGCUGAUGAGAAUAUCUUCUUUUGAAUAAUACUGGUCUAUGUGUCUACCUAGUUCUAAAAUGCAUUAAUUAACUUACAGCCUGUAUGCAAUUUGUCUUGAAUAUGUUGGGUUGAAAUGCAUUCACAUUUUUCAAGAUCAUAUUUCUUCCUAAGCUAACAUUGUAUUACCUUGGUACUAAAUUUUCUUCAUCUGAAAAAAAGAAGGAUUAAGCCACAGAUUUGAAGUCCUCAUAUUUAUAUUCCUUAAAUUUUCCUUUACCAUAUGUUAAUGAUCUGCUGGACUAGCCCCUCUCUCAAGAAUAUUUGGAUGACACCUAACAAUAAAGUCUUGAGAUGAAUUUUUCAAUUUGGACAGAAAAUGUGGAAUUCAAAAUUUCACAUCAUGCUGCUCCUCUUAUUUUUUAGAGGAGUUAUUUUAAAGGAUCAAAUCAAAACUGCCCAAGAAAUACAAAUAAUAAUUGCAAUUAUUGAAGUAAAGGAUUACUGUUUCUCUGUUUGAUGUCUUUUUAAGGGUCGCCGAAGUGUAUUAAAAGAUUGUUGUGCUAUAGCUGAUAACACAGUCCUCCCCCCUGAAACUGUUGUUCCACCUUUUACUCUGUAUUCAGGCUCUCCAGGUAUGUCACCAAUUUGUCUGUUCAACUUUAGUUCCCGUUAUGACUAAUUUGAACUGAACCACCUCCUCAUUUGGCUCUGAUGCUUACUUCUCCUCAGGUUAACAAAACUUAAGCCUUGAUCAACAACAACAAUUCCUCCAGAGAAUACAUUCACCUGAUUGUUCUAAUCAUAUGGUGCACACCCCUAUUUCUUCAUUGUAACAAAAUCCUGCAUAUGUCAUCCAACACUUUGAUUAGUCUGUGCCCUUAACCCUUCAAUUCCCAGAAGUGAUUCACAUGUAACCUCUCCCUAAAAUAUCCAUCCACAAUCUAGCAAACAGGUAAUGAGAGUACUCGAAUGUAUCAGGUAGAAGUUGUUAUCUUGAUCUAACACCAAAUUCCUGCAACUAAUUUACAAGGAAAUGUGUAGCAGCUAGAGGGGAGAAUUAACAAUCAGAUCCUGGGAGUUAAAGGGUUAGGGGAUUUUCAUCAGAAACCCUGGAGAAUAUUUGUUGAUAACUGAACACAAACAUUAAUCUCCUCAAACAUAGUACUUUUUAUGGGUGUUCUGUCACACUAGUCUGUUAGUUUCUUUGUUUUACCCUAUUACUUUGGAUGACUUUUUCUCCUUAAAAGCUUCAGAUUUUACAUAGUUAAUGUGAUUUAUCAUAGAUGAAUCACAGACCAGCAAUUAAAAGACACAAGAGAAAUGUUUUCAAAUUGGAUCAAUGAUAAUUAGCGUAUAGUAAAACAGUGAUUAGCAUUGAAGGCGUGCUCUGAUUGGCUACUCAAAGUCCAAAUAUCCUUUGUUAUUCACCUCCAAGCAAGUCAAGCAGGAUUUGCACCUGAAAAUAUUUUAAUCCUUAAAUGACUAAAUGAGUUAAAAUCAUCUUUUUGUGCUAUAUUAACUCACUGUUUUAAUAUCGCAUUUUACUAAAGUUACUUUUCACCUCAAUGUCAGUGGCCAGUGGUGUUCCACCAUAAGCGACCCUCACUUUGGUGUUUAGAUGUUAAUUAUAACAAAGCGAAACAACUCACUUAUGGUGCUUUCUUGUCAGGUGUGUUCUCAGCAGAAUUACCAGAAUGUAUGCAGGAAAUUAUGACAGAGAAAACAAAAGACUAUUACCAACACUUUCUACCCAUUUCAGAAGAGAAAUGACGAUCAGACGACUUCAUAGCCUAUCUAUUUAAACAAUUAGGCAAGUUUUUGUGAUUAUGAAAAUAUAAAACAAAGGCAGAAGGUUGUGGGUUUUGUUGUGUGGAUCAGGAGGUUUCCUCCAUUCAUUGGUUUUCUUUAUAAUCAAAUUAUGGAAUGUAAUUCAUUAGCCAUAAUAGAAGUAAGUUCUCUGAUAAAUGAUCACUGUUUCAUGCUGGGGGGUCCUCUGGUAGAUAUUUAAUUUGUAAAAGCCAAUGAUAUGAAGUAUU
Messenger RNA from Pocillopora meandrina, 3120 nucleotides. Lineage: Eukaryota; Metazoa; Cnidaria; Anthozoa; Scleractinia; Pocilloporidae. The record is from the annotation of a GenBank genome assembly.